Messenger RNA from Papaver somniferum (opium poppy), 1505 nucleotides. RefSeq names its product serine decarboxylase 1-like. The coding region runs from base 17 to 1402 and encodes 461 amino acids. Gene Ontology annotation, biological process: carboxylic acid metabolic process. NCBI's taxonomy places the organism in Eukaryota, Viridiplantae, Streptophyta, Magnoliopsida, Ranunculales, Papaveraceae. Gene Ontology annotation, molecular function: pyridoxal phosphate binding; carboxy-lyase activity. The record is from RefSeq and is a predicted model, not a curated record. The transcript has 6 exons.
UUAUAACUCUGUAGACAUGGUUCGCAGCGCUGAAAUCAAUGGAGAAAUUGAAUCUUUACCAAAGGCUUUUGUUCCAGUUGUGUUGGCUGAAAAUGAAGGAAGAGGUAAAGAAAAGGUUGGAGAUAUUUAUCGUGCACAGAGUAUAUUGCCUUAUGCUGUCAGAGAGCAUAGCGCAGAUGAUGAGAUAACUGGAGAACGAGAAGCCUAUACGGCUAGUAUACUAGAGAUGUAUGAAAGUUUUCUAGGUAGAAGGAUCAGACAUCACUUAGGUUAUCCUACACAUGUAUAUGUCAAUUAUGGUGCUCUUUCAAACCUGCAAAAUUUCUGCAUCAACAAUUGUGGUAAUCCCUUUACCGAGGGCAUCUUUGGUACCCAUUCCAGACAGUUUGAAGUUGGCGUUUUAGAUUGGUUUGCUCGAAUAUGGGGAAUUGCAAUGGAUGAAUAUUGGGGUUACGUUACAACCGGUGGUACAGAAGGGAAUUUUCACGGUAUCCUUGUAGGGAGGGAGCUUUUCCCAGAUGGAAUUCUAUACACCUCAGAUGAUUCACACUAUUCUGUCUUUAGAGCUGCACAAAUGUACAGAAUGAACUUUGUAAAAGUUAAUUCUUUGAUUUCUGGGGAAAUAGAUUGCGCAGAUUUCAAAGCCAAACUGCUCCGUAACAUGAAUAAACCAGCUAUUGUGAACGUAAAUAUAGGAACCACUUUUAAAGGAGGUAUUGACAAUCUCGACAGUGUUAUGGAAACCCUUAAAACAACAGGUUUCUCCGAAGACAGGUUUUACAUUCAUUGCGAUGGGGCUCUAUUUGGUCUUAUGAUGCCUUUCGUCAAACGUGCUCCAAAGAUCUCGUUUGAAAAGCCAAUUGGGAGUGUGUGUAUUUCUGGCCACAAGUUUCUUGGAUGUCCAAUGCCUUGUGGUGUUCAGAUAACAAGAAUAGGACACAUCAGAGCCAUAUCUAGGAAUAUUGAUUACAUAGGAUGUCACCAAGAUGCCACGUUAAUGGGCAGCCGCAACGGUCAUGCUCCGAUCUUCCUCUGGUAUGCACUCAACCAAAAAGGCUACCCGGGGUUACAAAAGGAAGUUCAAAUGUGUCUUAAGAACGCCCAGUAUUUGAAAGACCGUCUCCGCGCCUCCGGAAUAUCUGCCAUGCUUAACGAAUUUAGUAAUAUUGUUGUAUUUGAAAAGCCACAAAAUGAAGAGUUUGUUCGUUAUUGGCAGCUUGCCGUUCAAGGCGAUCUUGCUCAUAUUGUUGUAAUGCCAAAUAUCACUGUUGCUCAGUUAAAUGAUUUCUUACGCGAUUUGGCUGAGAAACGUGCUAUCUGGUUACGGGAGGGAAAGCAUCAAACUCUUUGUGUUUCUGCUAAUGUUGGGAAGGAAAAUUGUGUGUGUCCUCGACACAAGUGAAGAUCUUUUACUAUCGAGAGCUUUGCAUAUUAUUAUUGUUGUUGUUGUAGUGUAUAAGAGAAUAAAACUCUUCGAGAACAUAUGGAAAAAAGAAAAAGUAACU